CAGCAAAUGACAGCACUGUUCGCUCCUGCAGAAGCCAGUGUGAGACGGCUAACCGCCAACAAACAAUUCCUCUGACUCGAGAAAUCUGAUGAUCGGCUGUGUUUAGAGAAAUAGUGAACAACCAGAACGCGCUAACUCCGUUUGUCAUUUACCUCUCUGCCUGUGUGAGCUGGUGAAGAUGGUGAAGCCAGAUAUCCACACUCUGGCCCACCACCUGAAGCAGGAGCGGCUGUAUGUAGCGUCGGAGAAGCAGCUCAUCCAGAGGCUCAACAGUGAUGUGCUGAAGACAGCCGAGAGGCUGUACCGGGCUGCAUGGAUCGCCAAGCAGCAGAGGAUCAACCUCGAUCGUCUCAUUCUCACCAGUGCGGAGGCUUCUCCGGCUGAAUGCUGCCAACAUGCCAAAAUGCUGGAAGACACCCAGUUUGUUGAUGGCUACAAGACUCUGGGCUUCCAGGAGACGAUCUAUGGCGAGUUCUUGGCCAGGUUAAGGGAGAACCCUAGACUGGUGGCUUCCUGUUUGGUGGCAGGCGAGAGGCUGAACCAGGAGCACACCCAGUCAGUCACCCAUACAGUCUUCACCUCUCUUUAUGGCAACUGUAUUAUGCAGGAGGAUGAGAGCUACCUGUUACAGGUGUUGCGAUACCUGGUGGAGUUUGAGCUGAAAGAGAGUGACAACCCUCGCCGCCUACUGCGACGGGGAACCUGUGCCUUCAGCAUCCUUUUCAAGCUCUUCUCUGAGGGCCUGUACUCAGCCAAGCUCUUCCUCACUGCCACCCUCCAUGAACCCAUUAUGCAGCUGCUGGUGGAGGAUGAAGACCACCUGGAGACUGACCCAGCCAAGGUGACAGAGCGCCUCACUCCGGCCCAGCAGGAACGCUUCGGAGAGAAGGGCUCUGAGGGCUACAAACAAAGGGUGCAGGCAGCUGUGGAGGCCAAUGAGGCCAAGCUGGUGGCUCUGGUCAACAAAUUUAUUGGUUACCUGAAGCAGAACACCUACUGCUUUCCCCACAGCCUGCGUUGGAUUGUGUCGCAGAUGUACAAGACUUUGUCAUGUGUGGAGCGUCUUGAGGUGGGCGAGGUGCGCACCAUGUGUACAGACCUGCUGCUGACCUGCUUCAUUUGCCCAGCUAUAGUUAACCCAGAGCAGUAUGGUAUCAUCUCAGAUGCCCCCAUCAAUGAAGUAGCCCGCUUCAAUCUAAUGCAGGUGGGGCAGCUUUUGCAGCAGUUGGCCAUGGCUGAUGAUGAUGCAGACCCAAGGCGGAAAAGCAGUUUGUCCAAAUUUGAUAAGAGUUGUGUUGCUGCCUUUCUGGAUGUGGUGAUUGGAGGAAGAGCAGUUGAGACCCCACCCAUGUCCUCAAUGAACCUUUUGGAAGGCCUCAGUAGGACUGCGGUCUAUAUCACACAUAAUCAGCUGCUGGUGCUGGUGGACUUUGUGCGGAACGUGAUGGCAGGGGACCACCUUCGGGAGGAGGAGCACAUGGCUCUGGAGACCCUGGUUGCCAACGUGCCCCAGUCUCGAACUGUGAAGAGCAACAGUCUGGAGCUCACUCCCUCCAACACCCCCCAGCUCUCCCCGGCUACCACUCCUGCCAACAAGAAGAACAGGCUCCCCAUAGGACAACACUUAGCUGCUAUAACAUCCUGGGACCCCACAACUACCACUCUGUCUGCUCACAUUCCAUUAGUAACCCCUUUUGCUGCUCGCAGCCGCAGCCGUACCAACAUAGCCCAGGAGGGGGAGGCAGAGGCCAGCUCCCAAGAGUCCCUACAGGAGCUGAUGCCAGAGGAGGUGCUGGUGAUUUCACUAGGAACUGGCCCACAGUCUGUCCCUGGGAUGAUGUCAGAGAAUGAGGUAUUGAACCUGCAGAUGGCUGAUGGAGCCCAGGGGGAUGGCCAUGCUGAUGAUACCAAGCUGCAUGGUAAACCAGACAAAACUCUGCGCUUCUCCCUCUGCAGUGACAACUUGGAAGGCAUCUCAGAGGGCCCAUCCAAUCGUUCUAACUCUGUGUCAUCUCUGGACCUGGAGGGAGAGUCUGUUUCUGAGCUUGGAGCCGGACCUUCAGGGAGCAACGGGGUGGAGGCUCUACAGCUUUUGGAGCAUGAACAGGCUACUACUCAGGACAACCUGGAUGACAAACUGCGCAAGUUUGAGAUUAGAGACAUGAUGGGUCUGACAGAUGAUCGCGACAUCUCUGAGACAGUCAGCGAAACCUGGAGCACCGACGUGCUUGGCAGUGACUUUGACCCCAACAUGGAUGAAGAUCGGCUGCAGGAAAUAGCAGGGGCAGCUGCGGAGAACAUGCUCGGCAGCCUGCUGUGUCUUCCUGGCUCGGGUUCAGUACUGCUGGACCCCUACGGCUCCACCAUCUCAGAGACCACAAGCGAGGCCUGGAGUGUGGAGGUCCUUCCCAGUGACUCAGAAGCCCCAGACCUGAAGCAGGAGGAGCGCCUGCAGGAGCUGGAGAGCUGCUCAGGGGUUGGCAGUACCUCUGAUGACACAGAGGUCAGAGAGGUCAGCUCGAGACCCAGCACACCAGGUCUCAGUGUCGUCUCAGGCAUCAGCGCAACCUCAGAAGACAUCCCCAACAAGAUCGAGGACCUGCGGUCAGAGUGCAGCUCAGACUUUGGAGGGAAGGACUCUGUGACCAGUCCAGAUGGGGAGGAGUCAGGCCACGGAGCACACCAUCUGACAUCUCCACCGUCACAGGCCGAUUCCUUACUGGCCAUGUUCGAUCCCCUCUCCUCCGGUGAAGGCUCCUCCACUGGCACAAUAGUGAGGCCCAAAGUGCACUACGCCAGGCCCCCUCACCCUCCCCCCGAUCCUCCCAUCCCUGAAGCCAGUGCCCUGGGGCAGGAGACGCGCCACUCUCUCUUCACGCCCCACUGCCUGGUCCAGGCUGAGCUGGAGCACACCAAGCAGCGCCACUCCUUCCCUGACAGGCUGGUCCGUAGCCGCAGCUCUGACAUCGUGUGCCCAGGCCGCCGGCCCACAAGUGACCCCGGCCUUAACCGGCGGGUCGCGGCCGAAGAGCGUGACCCUGCCGGGGCCUUCGCCUUAGGACCGUCCUCGUCCCCCAGCAAGGACUCCCUGAAAGGGGAGGUUGAGGACAGGAAAGACAGUGAUGAUGAGAAGUCUGAUCGCAACAGGCCAUGGUGGAAGAAACGUUUUGUGUCAGCCAUUCCCAAAGCGCCCAUAGCUGCAUUUCGGAAAAGGGACAAGCACGAGAAAGACGACAUUGUCCCGGAGCGUGUUCCACAAGAUGACCCGUUGCCCAGACAGAGCUCUCAAGCACAGGCAGCUGAAGACAUCCUGGACAAGUACAGGAACAUCAAAAGGACCAGCCCGAGUGAUGGAGCCACAGGCGGAGCUUCUUAUGAUGGUACAGGAGAUCUGUGUGUUGAGGACAGCGUUCACGACUCUCCUAGAGAAGACACUCUGCAGAACAUCUCCACAGAUGACCUCCCAGACUCAGCCAGCCAGACAGCACAGCAGCAUGACUCCAAGUUCUCUUUCAGUGAUGCAAAGAAGAAGUUGCGGUUGGCGUUGUGUUCUGCAGACUCAGUUGCUCUGCCCAUCAUGGCUCCUGCGACCACACGAAAUGGGCUGCCUGACCACAUGGACUCUGAAGACAAUGAGAUCGUCUGCUUCCUGAAGGUCCAACUGGCAGAGGCCAUCAACCUUCAGGAUAAGAACCAGAUGGCCCAGAUCCAGGAGACCACGCGCUGUGUCAGCCGCUUCGACGCACGCACCUGCAGGAAGCUGCUGGCUGCCAUUGCGGAGGAUUACAGAAAGCGGGCGCCAUACAUCGCUUAUCUAACCAGGUGUCGUCAGGGCCUGCAGACCUCUCAGGCCCACCUGGAGAGGCUCCUCCAGAGGGUGCUGAGAGACAAGGAGGUAGCUAACCGCUACUUCACCACCGUCUGUGUCAGGCUCCUUCUUGAGCACAUGGAGUCCAGGAUGCUUGACUUCAUCAAAGCGUUCCAGGGGUGCACAGCAGCGGAUGACAAGACAGCAGCAGUGGAGGAUUUUCUGCGCUACUUGUACGGCGCCAUGGCCCGUGAUGCCAUUUGGCAGUACGCUAGCGAGGACCAGCUGCAGGACGCCCAGAUGGCUAUCGAGCGCAGCGUUAUGAACCGCAUCUUCAAACUGGCCUUCUACCCCAACCAGGAUGGAGAUAUUCUCAGAGACCAGCUUUUCCACGAACAUAUCCAGCGGCUCACAAAAGUUGUGACGGCCAAUCAUAAAGCUCUGCAAAUCCCAGAGGUUUACCUGAAGGAGGCUCCCUGGCCCUCUGCACAGUCUGAGAUCAGGACCAUCAAUGCAUACAAGACACCACGAGACAAAGUCCAGUGUAUACUGCGCAUGUGUUCCACCAUCAUGAACCUCCUCAGUCUGGCCAAUGAAGACUCUGUCCCUGGAGCGGAUGACUUUGUCCCUGUGCUUGUCUUUGUCCUCAUAAGGGCAAACCCGCCCUGCCUGCUGUCCACCGUUCAGUACAUCAAUAAUUUCUAUGCCAGCCGGCUGAGUGGGGAGGAGUGCUAUUGGUGGAUGCAGUUCACCGCGGCGGUGGAAUUCAUUAAGACCAUCGACGAUCGCAAGUGAAGCAGAACAGCCACCUGUAUGGGCAGACUGCGGGGGAAGGAGCCGGGAGACUGGGAGACUUCCCAACCAACUGCUCCCUCUGCAGAGCUUAUAAAACCUGGCCGUCAGCCUGCUCUUUAUUUGUAUAGCUUGUACAUAGCCAGAGACGUUGAAAGAGUACAAAAUAUAUAUUACUGUAUGUAUGUGGACAAAUCCAGGUUUAAGCCGUGUUGAGAAAAAAAAAAACGGCCUUGGGGGAAAAAUUGGCAAGAUGUUAACUCUGAACCUGAUUUGGAUUUUUUCCUUUUUGUCUCUUCAAUCAUGUUUCACGUUUGGGGUCUGUAUUAGAAAUUUUAUAUAUACACACAAUUACCAAUAUGACAUUAAAUCAACCUAAAAGAUAAUCCUAUAUAAAGGGACCAGACUUCCUUGAUGUGAUCACUGAUCUUUUUAUUCCCCCCUGAGUGAGAGGGAAGGGCUUCCAAUUAAAUUACAAUAUAAUGUUCAUUAAAUGCACUGUAAC
Molecule: messenger RNA, 5105 nt
Organism: Epinephelus moara (kelp grouper)
Lineage: Eukaryota; Metazoa; Chordata; Actinopteri; Perciformes; Serranidae
Gene: gapvd1
Product: GTPase activating protein and VPS9 domains 1
Exons: 28
Coding region: 179-4603 (1474 amino acids)
Biological process (GO): vesicle-mediated transport; regulation of GTPase activity
Cellular component (GO): cytosol; endocytic vesicle
Molecular function (GO): guanyl-nucleotide exchange factor activity; small GTPase binding
Source: RefSeq, a predicted model, not a curated record